Molecule: messenger RNA, 369 nt
Organism: Priapulus caudatus
Lineage: Eukaryota; Metazoa; Priapulida; Priapulimorpha; Priapulimorphida; Priapulidae
Exons: 3
Coding region: 1-369 (122 amino acids)
Molecular function (GO): heme binding; oxygen binding
Source: RefSeq, a predicted model, not a curated record
AUGACACUGUUGACAACGAACCCCGACUACAGAAAAUAUGCAACAUUUGCCGAAUUCGGCAAGGAUGAGUCGCAGAUGCGGAGCAGCGAGGAGCUCGAGGUGUUCGGCACGAGCGUUCUCAUGGCCAUCGACAAGAUGGUCGCGAGUUUUGACGACGUCGACGCGGGCGUCGCGCAUCUGCAGUCCGUCGGCAAACUUCACGCGAAGCUGGAUGGCUUUACACCGAACAUGUUUGCGAACAUGAAGGACGCUUUCAUGUACGCAGCCUCUGUUGCCUUCGAGGAUCGCUACAACGACCAGGUCGAGCAAUGCUUUCAAACGUUGUUUGACUUCUGCAUCAAAUAUAUGCAAGAGGGUUUACAGAGCUGA